Molecule: messenger RNA, 651 nt
Organism: Caenorhabditis elegans
Lineage: Eukaryota; Metazoa; Nematoda; Chromadorea; Rhabditida; Rhabditidae
Gene: T08G3.13
Product: BTB domain-containing protein
Exons: 3
Coding region: 88-621 (177 amino acids)
Biological process (GO): protein homooligomerization
Source: RefSeq, marked reviewed
ACUUCUUUUAUGUUUUAAUACACUAAUUAAACCUAAUAUUACACCUAUUAUUAUUAUACCUAUUGCUUUACCUAUUUUGAUUGAAUUAUGUCUGUUAUCGAGUUAUGUGUCGGAGGACAGAAGUUCACAACGACGAAAACUACUCUUUUAAAGAAUGUGUGCCUUUUCCAAAAAAUGGCUGAAAUUAAGAAUCACAAUUCUACGAUGUGUAUGUUCAUCGACCGAUCACCUGCCCAUUUUGAUAGUAUUUUAAAUUUUAUGAGAGACGGGGAAAUAGAUUUCCCGGAUGCAAUUCUAGAAUGCCGUCGACUGAGGAGAGAAGCGGUCUAUUACGAGUUAGAGGAACUUGUGAAGAAUUGUGAUGUUGAAAUUGCGAAACGGGAGGCAAAUAUCAAUGCGAAAAAUAGUGAAGAUACCAAUUCACCCGCUGCUUCCCAACGUUUGGAUACUCUCUCUGCUUCAGAUCAACCAGUCAUCACAGAGGUACCAGAAACUCCCCGUCUUCCUGGUAAUGGAUCACUGUCUCUACUGGAGAUUCGAGAUGCGCCGAGCAAUGAGUCGAUCGGAAAUCAGAUGAGAACGCCGGAAAUUGGCAACACUGUUACAACUGAAAAAGUUUAACCUCUAAAAACUACUCAAUGAAUUCUCAAA